CAGGCCCUUAUCCUUACUUCUUCUCCACUGUAGUCUUUACCUUAGUAUUCAUGACCACGUGCCCCUAGGCAGUCGAUCAUAUAGUUCUAACGCUUCCAAUCCAGGUUGCGAAAUGAUAUUUAUAGAAUCCGUGGCAUUGGAAUAUGAAGACAGGUAUCACCGCUACACUUUGGGUAGAUGAGUGACCGUGCUUGCUUUUCAGAGAGGAGUUUGUAUCUACACUUCUCUAGUUCCUGCGUUUCAUCAUUUGAUCGUCCCCGCCAAGGCUCCCAAGCAUGUCGACCACCCCAACCCCUAAUAGGGGUAUUGCAGUCUUUUCGGGAGGAAGCGCUGCCAAUAAUCUAGUUGAAGUAUUUGACACGGUUCGCGACACCAAGAACUGUCCACUGAGCUAUAUCAUCCCCAUCAGUGACAACGGAGGUUCCUCAUCGGAGCUGAUCCGCAUCUUCGGGGGUCCAGGAAUCGGCGAUGUGAGAAGUAGACUGGUCCGGCUGAUUCCGGACUCGCCCCCAAAUUCCGAACGGGGUGCCAUAAAGACACUCUUCAAUCAUCGACUGCCAGUGAACGCAGCCACCGCCCACGCAGAAUGGCUCUCCAUCGUAGAUGGCACAUCGAACAUCUGGCAUGCUAUCACGCCAGCAAAAAAAGAACUCAUACGCUCGUUCUUCAACCUUCUCAACCUGGAGAUCCUAAAGCGAGCCCGUCCGCCAUCAUCAACCUUCGACUUCACCUCCGCCAGCGUAGGUAAUCUCUUCCUCACCGGCGCCCGCCUGUUCAGCGGAAGCUUCGAAAGUGCCAUCUAUCUUCUCGGUAGCAUCUGUGGCGUGCCAUCAGACACCGUCCGCGUCAUCCCAGCCAUCAACUCCAACUUCUCACACCACAUCUCCGCCUCCCUCGCAAACGGCUCCAUAAUCGUCGGCCAAAACAGCAUCUCGCACCCCAGCGAAGCAACAGCCCUCCAACCCCGCCCCAGACGCCCAAGCCUACUACUCGCAGAUGGCGCCGACGACUUCACAGACACAGACACCUCAGACACACUCUCCUACGAAGACGACCACCCCCCAGGCUCCCUCCCAACCCUCCGCAACAAAAACAUCCAGUUCUCCAAAUCCGAAAACGAGGAUCUCCCCUCCCGCAUCACCCGCAUCUGGUACAUAAACCCCUACGGCCAGGAAAUCCGUCCACCCGCCAAUCCACGUGUCCUCGAAGCCAUCCGCGACUCGCAGGCUAUCAUCUACAGUAUUGGUUCCCUCUACACGUCUCUCAUCCCAUCUCUGAUCCUUCGCGGUGUCGGACAGGCAAUCGUGACGAGCCCAGCUCGUCAUAAGAUUCUAAUUUUGAACGGGUCCCUAGACCGCGAAACGGGACCCCCGUCUGAACCUUUCACGGCUAUUCACUUCGUCGAGGCCAUUACUCGCGCCGGGGAGGAAAGUCGUGGUCGGAUGGCUCUUUCUUCCUCGAAUUAUGGUGGUCAUAGGUCGAUUCCGGGUCUAAGUCUUCCAUAUUCGUCAUAUGUUACGCAUAUUCUUCAUCUGGAGGGUCCCGGGACGCCACAGGUGGAUCGUGAUCGGCUCGUUGAGAUGGGUAUAGAGACGCUUCGUCUUUAUGGGAGGAAGAUCGUUACUGCGGAUGCAGAUGGCGUUGAAACGCCUAUUGGAAUGAAGUAUGAUGCUACGGCUUUGGUCCAGGCUCUUGAGGUGGUGCUGGGUAAAAAGGGUGAUGCGAUGCUUCGGGGUGGAGAGAAGAACGGCUUAAGUCGAAGGAAUACGUUAGAUCCUGGCAGGAAGAGAUAAAUAGAUUUUGCCUGCAAUCUGUGUACUUUAUGGCGCAAUAGAUGUAUGUAG
Molecule: messenger RNA, 1844 nt
Organism: Aspergillus pseudotamarii
Lineage: Eukaryota; Fungi; Ascomycota; Eurotiomycetes; Eurotiales; Aspergillaceae
Product: gluconeogenesis factor YvcK family protein
Exons: 3
Coding region: 276-1793 (505 amino acids)
Molecular function (GO): LPPG:FO 2-phospho-L-lactate transferase activity
Source: RefSeq, a predicted model, not a curated record